Molecule: messenger RNA, 2139 nt
Organism: Betta splendens (Siamese fighting fish)
Lineage: Eukaryota; Metazoa; Chordata; Actinopteri; Anabantiformes; Osphronemidae
Product: zinc finger and SCAN domain-containing protein 2-like
Exons: 4
Coding region: 364-1632 (422 amino acids)
Biological process (GO): regulation of transcription by RNA polymerase II
Molecular function (GO): DNA-binding transcription factor activity; RNA polymerase II cis-regulatory region sequence-specific DNA binding
Source: RefSeq, a predicted model, not a curated record
UUUCAGGGAAGUGAAAAAACUUCUCAGCAUGACUUAACCGUUAUAUAGAAUGUGUUGUCUAGUUUGAAGAGAACACAAAUGAUGGAAGGUUUAGCUGCGUCUUAAAUCAAUUAAAUUAUACUCGUUUCUUUUCUAAUAUUUAAGUAAUUACCAUAAUCAAAACAAACAAACAAACAUUGUUUGUUGAGCAAAAAGUUGGAACCCAACUAAACACACAUCGUCGCCGCCCCUCUGUUCCAAUCAUUACGGUAACCUUCCUCAUGCUCCCGGAAAGGCUAUUGUGUUUUCUGUGGCGUACGCUGAGCACACGCCUGACUCUCGCUUCCUUUCCCGAGCGAACCGUCUGCGGCAGCGGGGAGAAACAUGUCCACGAACGUGCCGCCGGGCAGCCUGAGCCUGGAGUCGCAACUGCUGUCCAUAAUGGACGUGCUGGUGAAAGCGGCGGUGGCGGAGAUCGGCCAGUUGUUCUCGGAGAGCUCGGCGUCUCUGCGGCUGCAUUUGAGCCAGAGCCUGAAGGAAAACGAAGCCCUGCGGGUGCGCGUGAAGGCGAUGCGGAGCGAGCUCUUCUCCCUGAAGCUGCAGAACCGCACCAACCGGCCGGCGAGCCGCUUCUGCCCCGUCCGGGCAACCCCCGCCCGACCGCGGGCGAAAUCUCAAGUUGUAAUAAAACCACCAGUGGCUCAAAAAUGUAUUGGGGAAGCUGCUUCCAUUUCCCUCCAGUCAGACAAGAAUACUUCCUCCUCUGCCUCUGAAGUGCAGUGUGCAGAUGUGGAGAGUCCAGAUGUGAUUCUGAUCAAAGAUGAAGAUGACAUUGGAGGAUGUGAGCCACAUGAAGGUCAAGAUAAUGUUGGAAACCACAGAACUCAGGGCAGCGCUGCCACAGAACCUGCUGGUUCCUGCCUGACGGGCGAUAACGAGGAGCUGAGAAUAGUGAGCGUCCACGGCCGAGGAGAGUUGCCCCUGCAGGAGGAAGGCGACACCCUCUUCACCGCCUCUGAACUGCAGGCUUUAAGCUCUCUGUCCCCGGACCACAGUGUCGCUCACGACGGCAUUAUGAGUUUCACCUCUAAUGACCGAGCGCCAGCGAGAGCCGGGCCGGACAACAGCGCGGGGCUGGUCAGAAGCAGCCAGCUGGAACGGAAUCAUUCCACUCAAAUGUCUUCUACUGUGUUGAAUUGUUCCAUUCAGACCACUGUAGCCGGGUCUGAUUGCCAAGUGGGCCACUCCAGUCACAUCAGCCAGUUCCCACUGCAGCAAAGCGUCUUCGCCCCCUCUGUCAGCAAAUCCCUGGACUGCAGCUUCUGCGGGGAGCACUUCCUCUGCCGGGAGGAGCUGAUCGUUCACCGGGCCAGUCACACGGGGGAGUCCCCCAUUCCUUGCUCCAUGUGCGGCAAGUCGUUCGUCAACAAGACCACGCUGAGCAUCCACAUGCGCAUCCACACCGGGGAGAAACCCUACGUCUGCCCGCAGUGUGGCAAGCGCUUCACGCAGAACGGCAGCCUGAAGAUCCACCUGAGGACUCACUCCGGUGAGAAGCCGUACACCUGCAACCAGUGCCCGGCCAGCUUCAACAACCCCAGCAACCUGCGCAGGCACAUGAUCACACACAUCAGAACCGAGUGGUCUGACUGAGCAGGCUUAGCAUAGCUAGCAUCCUCCUUUAAUGACACUUAAUCCACAGUGAAUGAACAACUGGGUAAAUGUAUAAAAGUCUGCAUUCCAAGCUGAAAUAUAACAAGCACAGCAAAUUAAGAAGGCAGAUCCUUGCAAUAUAUUCACAUGGUACUGUUGUGAGUCUUAAGAGUACAUUCAACAAGGACGUGUUUGAUGAAUUAAUCGUUUAAUUUGUUUGUUUUAAUAAUGUCUUCUUUUCACAUAUCCAAUCAUCUACAUGUAAACACUGACUGUCAAAUAUUAGCCUCCGUUUAUAGUAUUUAAUUAAAUUUACCUUCUGUACUUCCUAUAGCAAAGUCACAUUUUGAUCUGGUUGAUAAUCCUGUUAAACAGUUUUGAUGUCGCCUUCCUUCAAUUAGCACACAGUGCUAGUAUUAGUCUUUAUUAUAUAUAAUAUAAUAUAAUAAGACUAUAUAUAAUAUAUUAUAGUCUAUAUUAUAUACAUAUAUAUAUAUAUAUAUAUAU